Molecule: messenger RNA, 1651 nt
Organism: Gavia stellata (red-throated loon)
Lineage: Eukaryota; Metazoa; Chordata; Aves; Gaviiformes; Gaviidae
Gene: SPATA2
Product: spermatogenesis associated 2
Exons: 2
Coding region: 80-1651 (523 amino acids)
Biological process (GO): protein linear deubiquitination; regulation of necroptotic process; protein K63-linked deubiquitination
Cellular component (GO): cytoplasm
Source: RefSeq, a predicted model, not a curated record
GCCAGAUAAUCAACCUACUGCUGAAUAACCAUGAAAGAGACGAGGUAGCUGCCCAAGUCUGAGAUAAAAACUGAUUUCAAUGGAUACAAAAUAUAAAGACGAUUUAUUUAGGAAGUAUGUACAGUUCCAUGAAUGCAAACUGAAUGCCUCUGACAACAAGCAGCGUCCUAUUAAUGAUGAGUAUUUGCGAGUGGCAGCGGCAGCCUUACUUUGCCUUCCCAAAAUUGAUCCCUUUUAUAGAUUCCGGUUGAUAAAAUUUUACGAGAUGGCUGAAAACUCACUGAGAUCUGUGAAAUCCUCAAGUUUACAUUCUCUCCAUAAUGCAUUCAGCAUGCUCGAGACAGUUGGAAUCAAUCUCUUUCUUUACCCCUGGAAAAAGGAGUUCAAAAAUAUUAAGACCUACACUGGACCCUUUGUUUAUUAUGUAAAGUCUGCUCUAACUGAAGAUGAUGUAAGGCAGAUUUUGAACUACAUGGGCUAUGUCCAAGAACUGGGAACAAUGUAUAAACUCAAAGAGCAGGUUGAUGCCAUUCAAGUGAAAAUGGUUUCAUUUGAACUCUUUUUGGCCAAAGUGGAAUGUGAGCAGCUUCUUGAAAUUCACUUGCAAGUGAAGGAUAAAGGUUAUUCAGAGAUUGAUGUCAUAAAUGAACGAAAAAAUAGCAGUGAAGAUGUUAGAGGCUGCUCAGAAGCCAUGAAACGGCGUGCAGAGUGCAAAGAAAACUUAAACACUUCCAUGGCACGAAUGGUUCUCCAGAAAUCAGCGAGUGAACGGGCCUCUAAAGAUUAUUUCAAGCCAAAGGUGAGCAAGCCUUCUAAAUCAGUGGACACAUACGAUAAUUAUUGGGAAAGUAAGAAACCACCUUUGAUGAGCUCGCUGAGUCUCAGGAAAGAACCAAUUUUAGUUGAUGCGGAAGAUGACAUUAAAGAUGAAAUUAUCCGUCCAUCACCCUCUCUUCUGACAGUGUCAAGCUCCCCACACGGGUGUUCAGAUGAAUUCUUGCCAACUUCAUCUCAUCACAAUGGCAUGCUAAGAUCAAAUGUCCCUUACAGCUCCUAUUUUUCUGCUCAAGAGGACUUAGAUUUAUAUACUGAUCCCGAUUCUAGAAGUAUGUUAAAUUUUAAAAGACAAGAAGCUAUUAAGCCUGAUGUAUGGGUGUUAAAAAAUGAUGCCAACCCUGUUUACCACAAACGCACCCACCUAGCCAAAGAGACAGCUUCCCUCAAGUGCCAAAACUGUGGCGUACCUUGUGGCACUUCUGUUUGCCAAAAGUGUGACAAUCUGUUCAACUCUAGGCAGGAAUAUCCAGCAGUGAAACAGAGCACCUAUUCAAUCAAACCACUUCCAAAUGAUGGCUUGUCUCCUGCGUCUGCUUUAAGGGAGAAAUCUCAGUACACGUCACAGACUCAGAGUCAAGAGAGAGCUGCUCAAUUCAGUUCAAAAUCCAAACCUUCAGGCACCUCGCGCUGCGGCUUUUGUAACCGGUCUGGAGCUGCAAACACUUGCACGUUUUGCUCAAAAGUCUCAUGUGACACUUGCCUCAAUGCUUACUAUUACGAUCCUUGCUGUAGAAAAAGUGAGCUUCACAGAUUCAUGCCUAACAAUCAGUUAAACUAUAAAUCGUCCCAGCUGUCCCAUGUAGUUUAUAGAUAG